AUGGCCUUGGCGACGCCGCUCCGCCACCUCGUCGCCGCGCAGCCCGCGGCGACGGACCCUACUGGAGCGCCGGCGUCCCUGACCUUCCCGCUCCACCACCACGGCCGCCUCCACGCCAGGUUCACCGCUACGCCGUCCUCUGGGACAACCAGGGCCACCAGGGUCGUGGCCACGGCGGCGGCGGGCGCGGCGGGGCGGCCGACGGUGCUGGUGACGGAGAAGCUGGGCGCGGCGGGGCUGGAGCUGCUGCGGGCGUUCGCGAACGUGGACUGCGCGUACGAGCUCACCGCGGAGGAGCUGCGCGCCAAGGUGUCGCUGGUGGACGCGCUGGUGGUGCGCAGCGCCACGCGCGUGUCGCGGGAGGUCUUCGAGGCCGCGCGCGGGCGGCUCCGCGUCGUGGGCCGCGCCGGCGUGGGCAUCGACAACGUCGACCUCCAGGCCGCCACCGAGGCCGGCUGCCUCGUCGUCAACGCCCCCACCGCCAACACCGUCGCCGCCGCCGAGCACGCCGUCGCGCUCCUCGCCGCCAUGGCGCGCAAUGUCGCCCAGGCCGACGCCUCGCUCAAGGCUGGAAAAUGGCAGCGUAGCAAAUAUGUUGGCGUUUCCUUGGUGGGGAAGACACUAGCUAUCAUGGGCUUUGGAAAGGUUGGCUCGGAAGUAGCUCGGCGUGCAAAAGGACUUGGAAUGGAUGUUAUUGCUCAUGACCCAUAUGCUCCUGUUGAUAGAGCCCGGGCUAUCGGUGUAGAUCUUGUAUCGUUUGAUGAGGCCAUCUCUACUGCAGACUUCAUAUCACUGCAUAUGCCUCUUACACCAUCAACAACAAAACUUUUCGAUGACGAGACUUUUGCAAAAAUGACAAAAGGAGUUAGGAUUAUUAAUGUUGCAAGGGGUGGAGUAGUUGAUGAAGAAGCUUUGCUAAGAGCACUUGAUAAUGGGACUGUUGCACAGGCAGCACUUGAUGUGUUCUUUGAAGAGCCACCGCCAAAAGACAGCAAGUUAGUACACCAUGAAAAUGUCACUGUGACGCCGCACCUUGGAGCUAGCACAAUGGAAGCACAGGAAGGCGUAGCCAUUGAAAUUGCAGAGGCUGUUAUUGGCGCGUUGAAAGGUGAACUGGCUGCUACUGCUGUUAAAUCCCCCAUCUACUCCAGGCAGAAAAAAUCGGACGACACCCCUCCACUAAGACACACAACGCGGGAUGCUGCAUAACGCAGAUGCAGAGACAGGACGGGCCAAACACGGGCACAUACUCGGUGUUGGAGAGGGAACAACUGAGGCUGGCUACACACGACAUGGUGCAACAUGGCAUUUGUCACCUUGAAGUAUGCCCAACAUACAUGUGUUGUCUGGCACCCCUUGGGGCGGUGUUUUUUCGUGUUUUUUAGAGGAGGAUGAAGAAGUCGCGAGCUCCUCUAUCCAGUGUCUUCAUGGGUCAUUCACACGAUGACACAAUCACCAUGAUUGCAAAUUAGCAGUAGUGGCCUUGACACAUUCUCUGCACGACUGUGCCAUCCACUUGUAUAAGUAUACCACAGAUCGAUAAUGCAAGUGUGUUGAAUCCUAA
This is a messenger RNA of Lolium rigidum, 1564 nucleotides long. Its product is annotated as D-3-phosphoglycerate dehydrogenase 1, chloroplastic-like. Gene Ontology annotation, molecular function: NAD binding; phosphoglycerate dehydrogenase activity. The transcript is spliced from 5 exons. Bases 1 to 1209 code for a protein of 402 amino acids. The record is from RefSeq and is a predicted model, not a curated record. Lineage: Eukaryota; Viridiplantae; Streptophyta; Magnoliopsida; Poales; Poaceae.